Molecule: messenger RNA, 1125 nt
Organism: Knipowitschia caucasica
Lineage: Eukaryota; Metazoa; Chordata; Actinopteri; Gobiiformes; Gobiidae
Source: the annotation of a GenBank genome assembly
AUGGAGGUGAUGGAGGAGGUACUGGAGGAGGUGAUGGAGAAGGGGAUGGAGGAGGUACUGGAGGAGGUGAUGGAGAAGGGGAUGGAGGAGGUACUGGAGGAGGUGAUUGAGGAGGGGAUGGAGUGUGAUCGAGUGAACGACUCCCCCUCCCUCACAGAGGACACCUCCCUCACAGAGCACACCUCCCUCACAGAGCACACCUCCCUCACAGAGCACACCUCCCUCACAGAGCACACCUCCCUCACAGAGCAUACCUCCCUCACAGAGCACACCUCCCUCACAGAAGACACCUCCCUCACAGAGCACACCUCCCUCACAGAGCACACCUCCCUCACAGAGCACACCUCCCUCACAGAGGACACCUCCCUCACAGAGGACACCUCCCUCACAGAGGACACCUCCCUCACAGAGCACACCUCCCUCACAGAGGACACCUCCCUCACAGAGGACACCUCCCUCACAGAGGACACCUCCCUCACAGAGCACACCUCCCUCACAGAGCACACCUCCCUCACAGAGCACACCUCCCUCACAGAGGACACCUCCCUCACAGAGGACACCUCCCUCACAGAGCACACCUCCCUCACAGAAGACACCUCCCUCACAGAGCACACCUCCCUCACAGAGCACACCUCCCUCACAGAGCACACCUCCCUCACAGAGCACACCUCCCUCACAGAGGACACCUCCCUCACAGAGGACACCUCCCUCACAGAGGACACCUCCCUCACAGAGCACACCUCCCUCACAGAGCACACCUCCCUCACAGAGGACACCUCCCUCACAGAAGACACCUCCCUCACAGAGCACACCUCCCUCACAGAGGACACCUCCCUCAGAGGACACCUCCCUCACAGAGCACACCUCCCUCACAGAGCACACCUCCCUCACAGAGGACACCUCCCUCAGAGGACACCUCCCUCACAGAGCACACCUCCCUCACAGAGCACACCUCCCUCACAGAUGACACCUCCCUCACAGAGCACACCUCCCUCAGAGGACACCUCCCUCACAGAGCACACCUCCCUCACAGAGCACACCUCCCUCACAGAUGACACCUCCCUCACAGAGCACACCUCCCUCAGAGGACACCUCCCUCACAGAGAACACCUCCCUCACAGAUGA